This is a messenger RNA of Acanthochromis polyacanthus (spiny chromis), 3119 nucleotides long. RefSeq names its product piggyBac transposable element-derived protein 2-like. The transcript is spliced from 2 exons. The record is from RefSeq and is a predicted model, not a curated record. Gene Ontology annotation, molecular function: sequence-specific DNA binding. NCBI's taxonomy places the organism in Eukaryota, Metazoa, Chordata, Actinopteri, Pomacentridae. Bases 509 to 1891 code for a protein of 460 amino acids.
CAUUUCACCCCACCGGUCACAAUAGUGACCACAAAAAUAUUUUUGUUCACAGGGCUCUAAAAAUGUUACUGAGGGAUCUUUCAAUGCAUUUUCAAUAAAUAUUGAAAGAAUACAGUGUUUGGAUGAAAUGUGUGCAGUGUCACAUGUUUAGAGUAAAUUGUCACAUGACCAGAGCUGUUUACUUCCUGGUUGCCCCUUGAGAAGAAGAUGGCUGCCUCCAACCGCCCAAAGAAGAGGUUAGUAAAGUAUGUUAAAAUAAACAUAGGACAAAGAUUUUUGGUACACAUGAUCUUUAAGGUGUCUAGUAAUGAUAUAUGCAUUUGCAGUUACUCAAAUUUGUUUGGUGUGUUUGCAGGAUGAGUAAAUAUGUUAGCGGUCACAAUAGUGACCGGUGGGAUAAUACAUUGUAUCUUGGUGCACACAUACUUCUAUACAUACAAAAAUCUUGCUGUGCCUAACUUUCUCCAUUUUUCUCUCGUUUAGAUUAACUUUGAGUGAGGUUCUUGAUAUGUUGGAUCUAGGUGAUGGCCCAGACAAGGCAUGCAACAUUGCAGUUAUCCCUCAAAAUGAGAAAGAUGCCAUCCUCAGUGAUUGUGAUAGUGAUGAGUCAGAUAUGGACUAUGAGGGGGAGAUAUGCCAUUUGCCAUCUCGGAUGUUGAAUGCAUAUGCCGAACUUAUGGGCACAGAUGAUGAGAAGAACAACACUGAUUGUGACCUUCCCCCUCCCCAAUCCACUAGCCCUCCCUUACCACCUGGCACGGUUUAUAAUGAGGAGUCCAGGGCCUCUACAAACCAUACCAAGCAGCCGCAAGAGCCAAGGGCAAAGCUACAGGUGAUCAAACAUAAAGAUCGAGACAGGAACAUUAUCAGUGCUGAUGGCCUACCCACCACUAUUUCUCCACCACCCUCAACCAUUGAAGAGCCAAGGUGCUCUAGCAACCAGAGAGGCCAGUCUGAGGAACUUCUAAGGUCCUCUAGUCACCAGAGGGACAAGUCCAAAGAAACCUCAAGGUCCUCUAGCCACCAGAGAGACAAGUCCAAAGAAACCUCAAGGUCCUCUAGCCACCAGAGAGACAAGUCCAAAGAAACCUCAAGGUCCUCUAGCCGCCAGAGGGACAAGUCCAAAGAAACCUCAAGGUCCUCUAGCCACUGGACGGGCCAAUUAGAAGGGCCACGGACACAGCCAGAGGUGGUCAGAAAUAAAGACAGAGUGUUCAAACGCUCAAAGAGGCCAGCCACUACUAGCAUUCCUGAAUACAUAGUGUACAGCCCAAAUGCUGCUGAAUUUGUCAAACAAAGCUGUCCUGAUCCAAUGGCUGUUUUCCUACUAAUGUAUCCGCCCACUCUAAGAGAGAUCACAGUUGAAAUGUCCAAUCUCUACUCCACCCAGACCAAGGCCAAGCAACUGGAUAUGAGUAUCGAUGAGCUUCUUACAUUCUAUGGGAUCCUUCUGGCAUCUGGCUACAGCACUGUUCCAAGAAGACAUAUGCACUGGUCGCUUGACAGGGAUGUACAUAAUGAAAGCAUUUCAAAUGCAAUGCGGAGAAAUCGAUUUAAUGAAAUAAUGGCCUCACUACAUUUUUUUGACAACACUAAAAUCACUGAGGACCCAUUUUUCAAGGUAAGACCAAUCUUCACCGAGCUCAACAAGUCGUACAAAGUCAUGCCAUAUCCAGAAUGGCUGUCAGUGGAUGAAAGCAUGAUACGAUAUUAUGGCCGCCAUGGAUGCAAGCAGUUUAUAAAAGGCAAACCAAUCCGUUUUGGUUAUAAGAUCUGGAGCCUUGCCUCAUCCAACGGCUACAUGCAUCAUAUGGAGCCAUAUGGGGGACGCCACACACUCCUCCCAGAGACUGGGUUAGGCCAGGGGCCGAGCGUAGUUCUUGGUUCUUGAACAAGGUGAGGUGCCUCAAGGUUGUAAAUUCUACCACGACAACCUCUUUACUUCCCUUGCACUCCUAGAUGAGAUGACCAAGAGGGGAUAUGGGAGCUGUGGAACAAUGAGGGAAAACCGUCUCUUUGAUGUUCCCUUCAGACCAAAGAGUGAAUUCAUGAAGUUACCCCGAGGAACCUCUGAAGUUCUAACACAAGGAGAGAAGCUGCUGGUCCGUUGGAAGGACAACAACAUUGUCACUAUAUCAACAAACAUGGAGAAGAACUAUACUGAGACAGUUGUCAAGCGAUGGAACAAAGAGCGGCGUUCCUUUGACCAAGUCCGACAACCACAAUGCAUCAAGCAAUAUAAUGAGCACAUGGGAGGUGUAGACCUUCAUGACCAACAGGUCUCAAGAUACAGCAUCACGAUCAGGUCCAAGAAGUGGUGGUGGCCCAUUUUUUCAUGGUCUCUCAACAGUGCACUUGUAAAUAGCUAUUACUUUUACAAAUUUGUUAUGGGAGGGACCAUUGACCUUCUCACCUUCUCACGGGUGGUGGCGCAGUCUCUUAUGCAAAGGUUUGGCACAAAGCCACUGAGCCAUGGAAGGAGAUCUCUACUGGCUGCUUCUGUUCAGGAUCUGGCAAGAUAUGACAAAGAUGCUCACUGGCCAAUCAACACAGGGAAUCGGUUCCUGAGAUGCCGUUUUUGUGAUAAACGCACCACCUAUGCCUGUGAGAAAUGCAGUGCAUCACUGCACAUUGAGUGUUUCAAGAAAUACCAUGGGAAGUAGAAAAGGGGUGAAAGGACCAACAAGUGAAGAAUGUUGAAGUCAUCGAAGAGUGAGAAGGAGCAAUACACCAAACUAGGUCCAUUGAGUCAUACUGUAUGACUGUGGGACUGACAGAUCAUUCAUUGUUUGUUAUUCAUAUAAAUGCAGGCAUCUCAUAAACGUUACCUUUAUGUUCUAUGUUACUGUAAUGACAGUAUGUCUGGCUGAUAGUAGUUCAAAACAGUUAUGCACAAACAAAUCAAGCACUUUGUUCAAGAGCCUAGCUCUUUAUUCAUUCCUCUAAUUUACCUUGACACAGAAUAUGCUACUACUUGAAUAUGUACUCUAAAGGGGGCACCUAAAUAUUUUAUGUUCAAUGUGAAUGAAUUAGAUUGUAAUGUGUGUUUUCUAGUAAAUUUUGCAUUAAAAUGUUAUAAUGUUAUAUUCAAAUAAAGAAACAAUGUUGACACACUGUGA